This is a messenger RNA of Brassica oleracea var. oleracea, 663 nucleotides long. RefSeq lists its product as uncharacterized. Gene Ontology annotation, molecular function: nucleic acid binding; zinc ion binding. The transcript has 3 exons. The coding region runs from base 1 to 663 and encodes 220 amino acids. NCBI's taxonomy places the organism in Eukaryota, Viridiplantae, Streptophyta, Magnoliopsida, Brassicales, Brassicaceae. The record is from RefSeq and is a predicted model, not a curated record.
AUGUCUGACUUUACUGCGAUUUUCGAGGAGAUUGAAGCGAUUCAUCUUGCACUCCACAGCUACCUCCAAAGAGCUGAUGUCCGCCUGUGGACGCGUGUUCAUUUCCCGGGCGAGAGAUGGUUUGCUGAACGGAGAGAGGAUGCCAGAUCGCAGCCAACGACGCUUACGCGUGGUGUCGAGAAAUUACUACAUGGUCGUGUAACUGCCGCCAGAGAAUUGACGGUCCAAAGGAUUGAUGAUCAUCACACUGAAGUUAAAUAUGGAUCUUCUAGCGAGUCUUUGAAUGUUGUUAAUUUGGUAGAGAAAAAGUGCACAUGUCGGCAUUUCGAACGCGAGAAAUUACCAUGUGUACACGCAAUCGCAGCUGCGGCGUACAACAAUGUUUGUCGUAUAUCCCUGUGCAGUCCUUACUAUAACAGUGAAUAUUCGGUGAGCGCAUACGCUGAAUCUAUCAUGCCGGAUGACUCAGCGCAACCUGUUCUAGAAAUCGUAGCAAACCAACCGUGCUUGCCACCGUAUAUUUGUCAACAACCAGGAAGACCUAAGAAAAAUAGGAUGAAAUCUGCUUUAGAAGUUGCACUUCAAAACCAACGUCCUAGGAAAGAACACACAUGUUCUCGAUGUAGACAGAGUGGCCAUAAUGCGAAAACUUGUCCGAUGUAA